GCGGCCCGGAGGGGGUCACUCCCGGGGGUCACCCGGGACCCGGGGCCCGGAGGCGGGGCGGGGGCGGCAGGGACUGCCUGGGGUCUGCCGCCGCCGGGCGGGGGUCUGGACCCCGCGACAUCCUCCGCCCCACUUCCGGGGCCGCCACUUUCACUUUCUCUUCCGCCGGCGCCGCUCUCCUGCCCGCCCCCCGACGGCCGGGCCCAGCGAGCGGGGAGCUGGGCUGGGAUCCCCGGCGCCGGGGCGCCCCGGGCUCUCCUCCUCCCCGCCAGGCCCGUCCUGUUCCCUCUGUGGCGCGUUGCGGGCUUGCUCGGUCCCGCUGCCCUCGCACCUCCCACGCGGCGUCCCGGCCCGUGCCCCAGCCCAGGCCCGAUCCCCGGUCCCCGGGUGGUGGGAUGCUGCCCGACUGCCGCCGCCGGGGACGCCGAGGUGCAGGGAGGGCUGAGUUGCUCCUGGUCGCCCGCCCUCUCCCAGAUGACCGGCGGUAGCAUUUCCCCGGAGCUGCAGCCCCGCCUGGGGGGAUGGGCGCAGCCGCGCCAGAUGGACGAGAAGACCAAGAAAGCCGAGGAGAUGGCCCUGAGACUCGCCCGGGCAGUGGCGGGCGGGGAUGAACAGGUGGCUAUGCAGUGUGCCACCUGGCUGGCAGAGGAACGGGUGCCCCUGAUUGUGCAGCUGAAGCCUGAGGUCUCCCCAACACAGGACAUCAGGCUGUGGGUGAGCGUGGAGGAUGCUCAGAUGCACGUGGACACCAUCUGGCUCACGGUGCGCGCUGACAUGACCGUGGCUUCCCUCAAGGACAUGGAGCUGCAGCGCGAGCGGCAAUUGCGCAUGCUGGAGGAUCUGGGCUUCAAGGACCUCACGCUGCAGCCGCGGGGCCCCCUGGAGCUGGCCCCCCCGAAGCCCGGGGCGCCGCAGGAGCCAGGGCCAGGGCAGCCGGCCGCCGCGCCCGAGCCCCCGCCGGUGGGCUGGCAGUGCCCCGGCUGCACCUUCAUCAACAAGCCCACGCGGCCCGGCUGCGAGAUGUGCUGCCGCUCGCGGCCCGAGGCCUACCAGGUGCCCGCCUCGUACCAGCCCGACGAGGAGGAGCGCGCGCGCCUGGCCGGCGAGGAGGAGGCGCUGCGCCAGUACCAGCAGCGGAAGCAGCAGCAGCAGGAGGGGAACUACCUGCAGCACGUGCAGCUGGAUCAGCGGAGCCUGGUGCUGAACACCGAGCCCACCGAGUGCCCCGUGUGCUACUCGGUGCUGGCGCCCGGCGAGGCCGUGGUGCUGCGGGAGUGUCUGCACACCUUCUGCAGGGAGUGUCUGCAGGGCACCAUCCUCAACAGCCAGGAGGCUGAGGUCGCCUGCCCCUUCAUUGACAACACCUACUCGUGCUCGGGCAAGCUGCUGGAGAGGGAGAUCCGGGCGCUGCUGAGCCCUGAGGAUUACCAGCGAUUUCUGGACCUGGGCGUCUCCAUCGCCGAGAACCGCAGUGCCUUCAGCUACCACUGCAAGACCCCCGACUGCAAGGGCUGGUGCUUCUUUGAGGAUGAUGUCAACGAGUUUGAGUGCCCCGUGUGCAAGCAAGUCAACUGCCUGCUCUGCAAGGCCAUCCAUAAGGAUAUGAACUGCAAGGAGUACCAGGAUGACCUGGCCCUGCGGGCUCAGGAUGAUGUGGCUGCCCGGCAGACGACCGAGAUGCUAAGGUUGAUGCUGCAGCAGGGCGAGGCCAUGCACUGCCCACAGUGCCAGAUCGUGGUGCAGAAGAAGGAUGGCUGUGACUGGAUCCGCUGCACGGUCUGCCACACCGAGAUCUGCUGGGUCACCAAGGGCCCACGCUGGGGCCCCCGGGGCCCAGGAGACACCAGUGGGGGCUGCCGCUGCCGGGUGAAUGGGGUCCCUUGCCAUCCCAGCUGUCAGAACUGCCACUGAGCUGAGGAUGGCCCGGUCCCCACGCUGAUCCAGCACCACAUUCGCAAGCUGCUGUGGGACAGGGCAGGUGCUUUGGCUCUGAUUUACGGCCUGGGAGAUGCUUCUGUGUUUGGUGGAGAUGGGCCCUGGAGAGGCCAAGGCCCCUGAUAUGCGUGGACAGGUGUUUGCUGUGGCUGUGGCGGGGCCCCACCUGAGCUGGCUGUUGUCGGGGGCUGCGUCUGCCCCAGUGCAUUUGCCCUUCCCCUGGGGCUUGCUGGCUAGACCCCGCAUCUUUUCUCUCUGGCAUCCACUUCUGCCUGAGCCAGCCUUAAGCACAGCCCUGGCCAGAGACCUUCCUGAAUGGAGCCUCAGAGAGCCCCGCGAGUCCACAAUCUGCCCGUCCAUCGCUGCCGCCUGCUGACUGCUGCGCUCACAGCCUCCCACUUCCUGUCGGCUUCCUGGGGGUGACUUUCCUUUGCCUUUGCUGUUGGAGGCCUGGGGUCUCUGAGAAUUGCUGCUAAUCGUGUUCAGAGCCAGGAGACCCGGCCGUUUCUAAAGCACAGUCCGUCAGGUGCGGCUUCCGCGUCCCCCUUUGCCGCCAGUGUAAGCUGAUUAAAAUGUUUUUCCAGGAA
Messenger RNA from Equus quagga, 2522 nucleotides. It is a transcript of the gene RBCK1, whose product is annotated as RANBP2-type and C3HC4-type zinc finger containing 1. The coding region runs from base 475 to 1911 and encodes 478 amino acids. NCBI's taxonomy places the organism in Eukaryota, Metazoa, Chordata, Mammalia, Perissodactyla, Equidae. Gene Ontology annotation, biological process: protein linear polyubiquitination; positive regulation of canonical NF-kappaB signal transduction; proteasome-mediated ubiquitin-dependent protein catabolic process. Gene Ontology annotation, molecular function: ubiquitin-protein transferase activity; ubiquitin binding. The record is from RefSeq and is a predicted model, not a curated record. Gene Ontology annotation, cellular component: LUBAC complex. The transcript has 12 exons.